Lactuca virosa is the source of this 792-nucleotide messenger RNA. NCBI's taxonomy places the organism in Eukaryota, Viridiplantae, Streptophyta, Magnoliopsida, Asterales, Asteraceae. The record is from the annotation of a GenBank genome assembly.
AUGGCGAAUCUUUUCUUGAAACAAGCAAAGCAAUACUCCCAGACUCGACCAGGUUAUCCACAACAACUCUUUGAUUUCAUCGUCUCCAAGACGCCCAAGCAUGACCUCGUUUGGGACGUCGGCACCGGCAGCGGUCAGGCAGCCACCUCCCUCGCGAGCGUAUACAAGAACGUAAUCGGCACAGAUACAAGCACCAAACAACUAGAAUUUGCUCCAAAACUCCCAAAUAUUCGUUACGAAUGUACAUCUCCCAACCUUUCCAUGUCUGAAUUGGGAAAGAAGAUCGGAACAGAGUCAAGUGUUGAUUUAGUUACAGUCGCUCAAGCACUCCACUGGUUCGAUCACGACAUCUUCUACGAUCAAGUGAAAUGGAUACUCAAGAAACCUGACGGCGUUAUCGCCGCAUGGUGCUACACUAUUCCAGAAAUUGAUGAUGAAUUCGAUCCAAUUUUCCGCAAGUUUUACUCAGAAUCAAAACCUCACUGGGAUUUGCUGCGAGGAAUUGUUGAUGACAAGUAUAGGAGCAUCGAAUUUCCGUUUGAAGCAGUGGAUGGAUGUGAUGACACAGGUCCGUUUGAGUUUCGAAGUAAGAAGAUGAUGAGUUUGGAUGAAUUCUGUACGUACAUUAGAUCAUGGUCGGCUUACCAAACGGCGAAAGAGAAGGGCGUUGAGUUACUGAAUAAUGGUGUGAUGGAGGAAUUCCGGCGUGCUUGGAAAGAAGACGAGAAUGGAGAAAAGAGCGUUACAUAUCCGGUUUAUUUAAGGAUCGGGAAAGUGGGUGAUUCGGUUUAA